Messenger RNA from Gloeophyllum trabeum ATCC 11539, 510 nucleotides. RefSeq lists its product as uncharacterized. Lineage: Eukaryota; Fungi; Basidiomycota; Agaricomycetes; Gloeophyllales; Gloeophyllaceae. Bases 1 to 510 code for a protein of 169 amino acids. The transcript is spliced from 2 exons. The record is from RefSeq and is a predicted model, not a curated record.
AUGGACUGCACCCAGAGCCCAUAUGGACUAUAUAACCCCGAUACUGCGCACCUGUUCUCUUAUGCCGAACGAGAAUACGCCGAGAUGCUGGCGCUAUACGAAGCCAAACCUGAGGAGGUCGAUCUACAGAUUGACGCGCGGUGGCCGGAUGUCCACAUCCCUGCCUACUCUCCACCUCCGGAUGAAAGGACCAACGACUCUGAAGCAGAGCCCUCGUCUAGCGGCCAGGACAUCCUUCCAGUCCCUAUCUUUCCUUGUGCCACUCCGGAGGACGUCAGCCAGCGGCCUUGUACUCCCACCCCAGGUCCCGGAGCUGGAGGCUCGUCGUCUAGCUCGUCCUCUAAGCCUACGAGUACUAAGGGCCGCUCACCGUCGAAGCCGUGCACCCCGAAGAGACAGCUUCCACGUCGGGAGUGUAAAGACGUAGCUGAUCGCAACCGCGAGGAAACCCUUAAAGCAAAGCAGGAGAAGAAGGAACUCAGGAUGGCUCGAAAGUCCCUCAAGCCUUAG